Staurois parvus is the source of this 342-nucleotide messenger RNA. NCBI's taxonomy places the organism in Eukaryota, Metazoa, Chordata, Amphibia, Anura, Ranidae. The record is from the annotation of a GenBank genome assembly.
GUGGGCACAGGUGGGUGGCACUGGUGGGCACAGGUGGGUGGCACUGGUGGGCACAGGUGGGUGGCACUUCUGGGCACAGGUAGGUGGCACUGCAGAGUGGCACAGGUGGGUGCACUGCUGGGCACAGGUGGGGGCACUGCUGGGCACGGGUGGGCGGAGCUAGUGGGCGCACUGCUGGGCGGAACUUGCGGGUGUCACUGCUGGGCACCGAUCAUCAGGGCACUGAUCAUCAGUGCCCUGAUGAUCGGUGCCGAUCCCCGCUCUGAGAACUGCCGGUUCUCGGCAGUACUUUCCUCACGAUCUGACAGCGUGAGGAAAGUGCAGCCGAGAACCGGCACUUGC